Fragaria vesca subsp. vesca is the source of this 1553-nucleotide messenger RNA. Its product is annotated as F-box/kelch-repeat protein At3g06240-like. The transcript has 2 exons. The coding region runs from base 24 to 1187 and encodes 387 amino acids. The record is from RefSeq and is a predicted model, not a curated record. Gene Ontology annotation, molecular function: protein binding. Lineage: Eukaryota; Viridiplantae; Streptophyta; Magnoliopsida; Rosales; Rosaceae.
GAGAGAGAGAGAGAGAGAUUAGAAUGGGGGACGGCGAUGUGGUGCUUAAGCGAGCUCAUACGGACUUUAACGACUACGAGGAAGAUGUGAUUGCGGAGAUCCUAGCAAGGCUACCGGUCAAAUCCUUGAAGCGAUUCCAGUGCGUGUGCAAGUCAUGGCGUGCUUUGAUCUCCGAUUCCUAUUUUGUAAAGAAACACCUCAGCUACGUAGAGAGAGGCAUCACCGAGAGCGCGCACAAUCUCAUUUUCAUGGUGGAUCCUCCCUUGGCCUUGGACUGUGAAGCCUCGAAAAGUAUGGAGGAGGACUCUGUAUCCUUGGACUGUGAGGCCUUGAGAAGUAUGGAGUACUAUGAAGUCUUGAAAAGUACUGAGCACUUGAUGUGUAUGGAGGACUAUGAAGCCAUGGAAAGAAUUAAGAAAUAUGUUGAUGGUAGCAGUCAGUUUGCAGUCACCCGGUUGGAUUUUCCGGUACGGAAAACUAUCAAUGAUUUCGGUUGUAGAGAACUAGUUGGUGCUUGCAAUGGCUUGGUAUGUGUUAAAUACCCUUGUAACGACGGAGACUCCAAGGCCAUCAUGUUGUGGAACCCUUGUACUAGAGACUACAAGGUUUUACCAAAACCUCCUCUAGUUAUACACUCCACGUUUAGCAACUAUGUUUAUGGAUUUGGGUAUGAUCCUGCUAAUGACGACUACAAGGUCAUAUGGGGGCUCACUUGUGACUCAAAUGAUGCUAAGGAAAUCAUGAUUCACAUCUUUUCACUGAAAACAGGAUCAUGGAGGACUAUCAAGGACACUGAUUAUGUUAGAGUAAUCACAUGCGAGGGGUUGUUCUUAAACGGAGCUCUGCAUUGGUUAUAUUGUCCACCCAACGGGGGCUCAGGAAUUUUGUCUUUUGAUUUAGGGGUAGAAAAGUUUCAGAAGACGAUUCCAUUGCCCUAUGAUGACUGGUUUUCCGAUCCAUUGAUUCAUAGACAUUGUCUCUGUGUAUGCACUCGCCCAGCUGGAGCCAAUAGUAUCAACAUAUGGAUGAUGAAAGAAUAUGGGGUCAAGGAGUCCUGGACUGAAGUAGUACAAUUUUCUUUGGAGAGUUAUCAAAUGCCUGCUGAUGACAGAAAAUAUUUCAGGCCUUUGCACAUUUUAGAGGAUGGUGUAGUCGUGAUUGACAAGAUGCCUCAUUCUGUUAUCUAAUCUAAAGGAGAAGACAUUCGGGCAUUGUGUUGAGGUCGCUGGGGACAUGGGUUUUGAAACUGUCAGUUACCGGGAGACAUUAGUUUCACCAAACGUCCACACGUACAAAACCGACAAUGUCAGCUAGUAGCUCGUUGCUGUACUUCUCAAGGAAAUAGGCCUUUGUAGAAUUCAAGGCGGGACACUUUUGAGGGGGGAGAGGUGUAUGUAAUGUUUAUCCUUCACUUGGAAAACAAGUUGAGAAAUCCAGGAAGUCAUUUGGUUAUGUAGAAAGUGGAUGCAGUGUUGUUUAUGGAUAUUGUACCAAGAAUGAAAUAUUUCUGUUUUGUAAACUUAAUAGGUUUAUCGACACACACUUGUUCAUGG